AUGGAGCGCGGCGCGGCGGGAUCGCUGCCCCUCGGCCGCCUGGCCGGGCCGCUGCCCCUCAGCCGCCUGGGCGGGCCGCUGCUCCGCCGGCUCAGCGAGCUGCUGGACCGCGCGGCGCCCGGCCGGGGCUGGCGGGAGCUGGCGCAGCGCGCGGGGAGCCGCGGCACGGUGCGGCUGAGCCCCCAGGAUUUGGAGCAGUGUUCCCUCCAGGUGCUGGAGCCAGAAGGCAGUCCCAGCUGGAGUCUGCUGAAGCUGCUGGGGGAUCGAGGCUGCACUGUGGUGGAGCUGGCAGAGUCCCUGCAGGCCCUGGAGCACACAGAGGCUCUCCGGUGUCUCAGCUAUUCAGGUAUAAAGAUCAUUGUACAGCCAGAUUCUCAAGCAGUGCUCUCUGGUCAGGUCGUCAGGUUGUGCUGCUGGGCAACAGGACACCCAUUUGUGCACUACCAGUGGUUCAAGCAAGAAAAAGAGGUUCCCCAUGGUAAUUCUCCAGAACUGAUUUUGAGUUCAGUGAGUGUAAAGGAUUCUGGAUUUUACAUCUGCCGAGUGAACAGUGAAUCUUCUUUCAUGUUCAGUCGGUGGGCACGCCUUGAAGUUUGUGAGCUUCAGGAUACGCCUCUGCCUCAUGGGCGCUUAAUGGGUUUGCCUGAAGACAAGCUGUGCAUUUGUAAUCAGCCUCAGCCACAACACCUGACAGUGGGGGAUGCUUUGGUACUAGAAUGUGGAGCUGUUGGAAACCCAAUUCCUAAUUACCAAUGGUUCAGAGAUGGAUUUCCUUUGGCAAACGGGAGCAAAAAUGUCUACACAGUAACUUACGUGGAUGUGGGACAUCAAGGAACAUAUUGGUGUCAUGUUUUCAAUGACCGGGAGGACAAAGACAGCAAGAAAGUGGAAGUAAUUGUAGGAAGGAAAGCUAUGGCAGUGGAGUGCACAGAAGAAGAUUUAAGUGAUCUUCAGGAAUCAGCAGACCCACAAGAGGAAUCAAGUCACAGACCUGUGGCCACAGACAAGGUGGCUCUGUUAAUAGGAAACAUGAGCUACUGGAAUCAUCCCCAGCUCAAGGCUCCAAUGGUAGAUGUCUAUGAAUUGACCAAUUUGUUAAGGCAGCUGGAUUUCAAAGUUGUUUCUUUGCUGGAUCUUACUGAGUCUGAGAUGCGAAGUGCAGUGGAUGAGUUUUUACUUCUCCUGGACAAAGGAGUUUAUGGUUUGUUAUACUAUGCUGGCCAUGGCUAUGAAAACUACGGGAACAGUUUCAUGGUUCCUAUUGAUGCCCCAAAUCCCUACCACUCGGCAAACUGCCUGUGCGUGCAGAACAUCCUGCGGCUGAUGCAGGAGAAGCAGACGGGACUCAACGUGUUCCUGCUGGAUAUGUGUCGCAAAAGAAAUGAAUAUGAUGACACAAUUCUUAUCUUGGAUGCUCUGAAGGUUACAGCCAACAUUGUUUUCGGAUAUGCAACGUGCCAAGGAGCAGAAGCUUUUGAAAUUCAGCAGUUGGGGUUGGCCAAUGGAAUCUUCAUGAAGUUCCUGAAGGACCGUUUGUUAGAAGACAAGAAGGUCACUGUUCUGCUUGAUGAGGUUGCAGAAGAUAUGGGCAAGUGUCCCCUUACCAAAGGCAAGCAAGCCCUGGAGAUUCGCAGCAGCUUGUCAGAGAAAAGGGCAUUAACUGAUCCUGUUCAACAAAGCACACCUUCUGCAGAGUCCCUGGCACGCAACCUGCAGUGGGCCAAAGCUCAUGAGCUUCCAGAAAGUAUGUCCCUUGAAUUCCAGUGUGGUGUUCAGAUUCAGUUGGGGUUUGCAGCCGAGUUCUCCAAUGUCAUGAUAAUCUAUACACGGAUAGUUAAGAAGCCCCCUGAAAUCACAGCUUGCAGAGCCCACAUCACAGACUUCCCACUCGACUUGGAUGUAGAUCCUAAAGAGACCAAUAAAGGAACUCCUGAGGAAACUGGAAGCUAUUUAGUAUCAAAGGACCUUCCCAAACACUGCCUCUACACCAGGCUGAGUGCACUGCAAAAACUAAGGGAACAUUUAAUCUUCACUGUUUGCUUGCACUAUGAGUAUUCAGGAAUAGAAGAUACAAUGGAUGAAAGAAAGGAAAUUAAUGUUGGGAAGCCCCUUAUUGCUAAAUUAGGCCUUCACCAUGGAUUCAAAACCAGGAACUGUCCCCAGACCUGUUGCAUGCCUGGUUAUCCUUUUCAUAAUCCAGUAGAAUCGAGUCCAGAGGCAGCUGAAUACUACAUCCCUAGCCAUUGCCAUCCCAGUUCCUGUCCAGGUGUUUACCAUCCAAACUGUGCUUGCUCAACCAGCAUCACACAACCAGAGGCAUGUUCCUGCAAUGGAACCUCAAGGAUACUGGCUUCAAGACAUGAAGUACAGCAUUAUUCACCCACUGUGGAAAAGAGUAAUGUACCAGUAGAGACCACUGAUGAUACUGUGGAACUGGAAUUCUUCCUCUCUGACAGCCUCAGCUUGUCUGAACAGCAAUAGCUGGGAUUUGUUUGGAAUAGACCAAAGUGGCAUCCUUGAACAGAGGGGCCCCCUCACUGCCUCUCCAUCUUCUCAGCUUUGGAGACUUCUGGACAAGGCCCUGGAGAGUCUAGAUUAGGUUCUGGGAAUGAGGUUGUGAUAAAAAUUUUUCAUAUCCUUACAGACAAAACUGGACCAGUAGAUUUAGGAAUGAAAAAUGAAUUAUUUUUUCACCUACUAUAUGUUGUUUGAUACAGGGAGAAAUCUGGGCUGCUCAGUUUCCUAUUCUGUUCUUUGGCCAUCAUGUGUUAGGAUCAGUCACUGAUGUUCCAGUGCUUUGGAUGUAAUCAAAAAGCAGCUCUGACUGCAUUCUCCUCUCUGAUUGUCAGAUGUCCAGUGUCUGACAGCAUCUGAGAUAGGUGAGAUCUGUGCAAAGAACCCAAAACC
Molecule: messenger RNA, 2907 nt
Organism: Catharus ustulatus (Swainson's thrush)
Lineage: Eukaryota; Metazoa; Chordata; Aves; Passeriformes; Turdidae
Gene: MALT1
Product: MALT1 paracaspase
Exons: 17
Coding region: 1-2481 (826 amino acids)
Biological process (GO): proteolysis
Molecular function (GO): cysteine-type endopeptidase activity
Source: RefSeq, a predicted model, not a curated record